AAAAACCAUUACAUUUUUGGUUACCGAAAUGUUACUGUAUCUUAAUUAGUCAAUAGCCAAAUCCAAAGUUGAGCGAUUCUUGGGCGGUAUGGUGUCCGCACCAUUUAGACCACGUUCUGCCAUCGGGAAAUCAGAGGCAGUCAAGGUGGUGGUCCGUUGUCGUCCAUUAUCGGCUUCUGAGAUACGUGAUGGCCACCAAAGUAUUGUGGAUAUUCAAACAAACCGUGGUGUAAUUGAAUUACACAAUCCAAAAGAACCAAACGAACCUUCGAAAGUAUUCACAUUUGAUUCAGUUUAUGAUCCACAUUCGAAACAACUCGAUCUUUACGAUGAAACAUUUCGCCAUGUUGUCGAUUCAGUGCUUGAAGGAUUCAAUGGGACGAUUUUUGCAUAUGGUCAGACAGGGACCGGAAAAACGUUCACAAUGGAAGGUGCUCACGAAGAUCCUGAAUUGCGUGGCGUCAUACCGAACGCAUAUCAUCAUAUUUUCCAGCACAUUGCGCAAUCACGGAAUCAACAGUAUCUCGUGCGAGCAAGCUAUUUAGAAAUUUACCAGGAAGAAAUUCGUGAUUUGUUGAGUAGAGAUCCGAAAAUACGUUUAGAAUUAAGAGAGCGUCCGGAUGUUGGUGUUUAUGUAAAAGAUCUUUCAUCGUUCGUAACAAAAUCUGUGGAAGAAAUUGAGCACGUUAUGUCAGUCGGCCAUGCAAAUCGUACAGUUGGGAGAACAAAUAUGAACGAAUAUAGUAGCCGUUCACAUGCAGUUUUCAUGGUGACUGUUGAAUGCAGUGAACCCGGUUUGGAUGGUCAGAAUCACAUAAGAGUCGGGCGCUUAAAUCUGGUAGACUUGGCAGGUAGUGAGCGUCAGUCAAAAACGGGAUCGCAUGGUAAGCAUUUCAAAGAAGCAACAAAAAUCAACUUGUCUCUUUCUGCUCUUGGCAAUGUUGUAUCAGCAUUGGUUGGUGGAAAAAGUACUCAUGUGCCGUACAGAGAUUCGAAACUGACACGUCUGUUGCAAGAUUCACUGGGCGGUAAUUCGCGAACCGUGAUGGUUGCUAAUAUUGGACCUGCGUCCUAUAAUUACGAGGAAACCUUGUCUACAUUGAGAUAUGCAAAUCGCGCAAAAAAAAUCAACAAUCAGCCGAGGAUUAACGAGGAUCCCAAAGAUGCACUUCUUCGAGAAUUUCAGGAUGAGAUUGCAAGGCUUCGAGAAAUUUUGGAAAAACGUGCUAUUAAAAAGGAAAAGAAGGUGUAUCUGGACGAAAAAAGCGAAAAUGAUGACGAAGCUGCUCCAAGUGAAGAAUAUCUUGAUGAACAACGGAAGCGUUUGGAAGAUGAAAGACAAACCAUUAUCUCUAAUUCAAACAUUAUUGCGGAGGAAAAGCGAAAGAUACUUGCCGAUUUGGAAGAAAGGGUUAGACAGCUGGAAAGGGAACGCGGGGCGCAAAUUGCUGUAGCUGCGAAGAUCCGAGCAAUGCAGAGCAAACUUCUUUCUGGUGAUGGCAGUUUAUUAGAUAAAACUCGUGAACAGCAAAAAUUGCUAGAAUACCGAAGAAGACAAUUGGCUGAACAAAAGAGGAAGGAACGCGAAAUUUUGCAGCAGUUGGAAGCCCAGGAAGAUAAUACGGCAGAAAUACAUGAAACUUUCAGUAAUUUGAGGCAAGAAGUUGAAAUAAAAACAAGGAAACUGAAGAAGUUAUAUUCCAAGCUCCAGCAGGUUCGUUCGGAAAUCAAUGACGCCUCGGCAAGUCAUUCACAGGAGAGGCGAGAUUUAGAAAACUCGGUUACCGAAAUCAAUAAAGAGCUAAAACUCAAACUGUUGAUUGUGGAAAAUUUUGUGCCACAAGACGUUUGUGAUCGUUUACGUGAACGAGCAUACUGGGAUGAGGAUGAAGAUACUUGGAAACUUUUGAAAGUUGGACAAAAUCGGCCCAGAAGCACUUCAUCCGAAGAAAUAUGUCGCUCAGGUGGCACUGAUUCCGGAUUAGGCGUCAGUGAUACCUCGACUAACGUUGAUUCUCUUGCCCAAGAUCUUCUUAACAACCGACCGGUGUCGAUACCUGGCAUGAGGCGACCUAUAUGUGACUACGAGCGAAUGUGUUUAACAAGGUUGCGACAACAGUUAAACACGCAAUCAAAAUCUAAUCGGUUAAAAUGUGCUAGUUGUCCAGACGAAACUGGCACCAUGAUGUUGGAAGGGGUUUUGCGAUUUUGUGGUGAAAAUGUAUUGACAUUCACUUCAUUGGAAAAGUUGGAAAGGCGAACAAAGCUAUAUGGAACUUCAGAAGUCGAAGCUGAUUUAAAGAAAUCUCAGGACAUCGUCAAUUUUGCGCACUAUGACGAUGAACAGGAACAGAAUUUUGUUGUUGAUAUUUCAAGAAUUCCAGUGCUGCAAGAUUCAAACCAUACCGGUCGGUUUCCCAUUUCGAAUUGGUCGAUGCUCAGAAAUUCUUCACUAUCAAGACUAUCAUCAGCACAUUCAAAAAACGUACGGGCUCGCAGUGCGCUUGGAAGAGUGAUAACAGCUUCGAACGGCAACACACUCAUUUAUCCGAAAACUGGAGGUUUGGUAAAGAAAAGAGACAACCAGCCGUAGCUUCAGAAACCUUAUUCAAGCAUGUAUUGCAAC
Messenger RNA from Loa loa (African eye worm), 2626 nucleotides. RefSeq lists its product as hypothetical. Gene Ontology annotation, biological process: microtubule-based movement. Lineage: Eukaryota; Metazoa; Nematoda; Chromadorea; Rhabditida; Onchocercidae. The transcript has 18 exons. The record is from RefSeq and is a predicted model, not a curated record. Bases 89 to 2593 code for a protein of 834 amino acids. Gene Ontology annotation, molecular function: microtubule binding; ATP binding; microtubule motor activity.